This is a messenger RNA of Echinops telfairi (small Madagascar hedgehog), 7490 nucleotides long. It is a transcript of the gene DLG2, whose product is annotated as discs large MAGUK scaffold protein 2. The transcript is spliced from 23 exons. Gene Ontology annotation, biological process: chemical synaptic transmission. Gene Ontology annotation, cellular component: neuron projection; postsynaptic density membrane; neuromuscular junction. The record is from RefSeq and is a predicted model, not a curated record. NCBI's taxonomy places the organism in Eukaryota, Metazoa, Chordata, Mammalia, Afrosoricida, Tenrecidae. Gene Ontology annotation, molecular function: kinase binding. Bases 145 to 2907 code for a protein of 920 amino acids.
UGCACUGCUUAUAUCAGCUGUCAAAGACACUGAGGGAUCCACAGGGGGAAAGAACACUUUUACAACUGCCUGGAAGAAAGGGGUGUGCGCAGGGAGCAGUCCUGUGCAGCGCUGACCAGAGGAAAUAGUAGCCAUCAGUGCACUAUGAAUGCAUACCUCCCCAAGCAACCCAGCUGCUGCCGAGGGGCCGAGGGGAUGGAUGCCGGCAGGAGCGCACCCACGCUGCUCAGUGAUGCCCACUGUGCUUGUGGCUGGCAGAGGAGCCCUCAGGGACUCGGGUACAGUGCUCAGACCAUGCCUUCCGCAGGACCUGGGGCACCAGCUUCAAACAGGACCAAGCUGGUCACCUUGUGGGACAGUGUGCGGAAAAGCCCGCACAAGACCAGCACCAAGGGCAAAGGGACUUGUGGGGAGCGUUGUGCCUGUCCACACGGUUGGUUCAGCCCUGCACAGGCCAGUCCUGCUCCUAUAAUCGUCAACACAGAUACGCUGGACACGAUUCCUUAUGUCAAUGGAACAGAAAUUGAAUAUGAAUUUGAAGAAAUUACAUUGGAGAGGGGGAAUUCUGGUUUGGGAUUCAGUAUUGCUGGAGGGACAGAUAACCCCCACAUUGGAGAUGACCCUGGCAUAUUUAUUACGAAGAUUAUACCAGGUGGUGCUGCAGCCGAGGAUGGAAGACUCAGGGUCAAUGACUGUAUCUUGCGGGUGAAUGAAGUUGAUGUGUCCGAGGUUUCCCACAGUAAAGCAGUGGAAGCCCUCAAAGAAGCAGGAUCGAUUGUUCGACUGUAUGUGCGUAGAAGACGACCCAUUUUGGAGACUGUUGUGGAAAUCAAACUGUUCAAAGGGCCUAAAGGUUUAGGUUUCAGUAUUGCAGGAGGUGUGGGGAACCAACAUAUACCUGGAGACAACAGUAUUUAUGUCACUAAAAUCAUAGAGGGAGGAGCUGCACAAAAAGAUGGAAGAUUGCAAGUAGGAGACAGACUACUAAUGGUAAAUAAUUAUAGUUUAGAAGAAGUAACACAUGAAGAGGCAGUAGCAAUCUUGAAAAACACGUCAGAUGUCGUUUAUCUAAAAGUCGGCAAACCCACCACAAUUUAUAUGACUGAUCCUUAUGGUCCGCCUGAUAUUACUCACUCUUAUUCUCCACCAAUGGAAAACCAUCUACUCUCUGGAAACAAUGGCACUUUAGAAUACAAAACCUCCCUGCCACCCAUCUCUCCAGGAAGGUACUCACCCAUUCCAAAGCACAUGCUUGUUGAAGACGACUACACCAGGAUGCCACAAAAGUACUACUGUAGCCGGACACACCGAAUACCCAGGCCUCCGGAACCUGUUUACAGCACUGUGAACAAACUAUGUGAUAAGCCUGCUUCUCCCAGGCACUAUUCCCCUGUGGAGUGUGACAAAAGUUUCCUUCUCUCAUCUCCCUACCCCCACUACCACCUGGGCCUGCUCCCUGACCCCGAGAUGACCAGUCAUUCUCAACACAGCACUGCAACUCGCCAGCCUUCCGUGACUCUCCAACGGGCCAUCUCUUUGGAAGGGGAACCUCGCAAGGUGGUCCUGCACAAAGGCUCCACUGGCCUGGGCUUCAACAUUGUGGGCGGAGAAGAUGGAGAAGGUAUUUUUGUGUCCUUCAUUCUGGCUGGUGGACCAGCAGACCUAAGCGGGGAGCUCCAGAGAGGAGAUCAGAUCUUGUCGGUGAAUGGCAUUGACCUCCGCGGAGCUUCCCAUGAGCAGGCAGCUGCUGCCCUCAAGGGGGCUGGCCAGACGGUGACCAUUAUAGCACAAUACCAACCAGAAGAUUACGCACGAUUUGAGGCCAAAAUCCAUGACCUACGAGAGCAGAUGAUGAACUACAGCAUGAGCUCUGGAUCCGGAUCCCUGCGAACCAAUCAGAAGCGCUCCCUCUACGUCAGAGCCAUGUUUGACUAUGACAAGAGCAAGGACAGUGGACUGCCGAGUCAAGGACUUAGUUUUAAAUAUGGAGAUAUUCUCCAUGUUAUCAAUGCCUCUGAUGAUGAGUGGUGGCAAGCCAGGCGCGUCACACUGGAGGGCGACAGUGAGGAGAUGGGAGUCAUCCCCAGCAAGAGGAGGGUGGAACGAAAGGAGCGUGCCCGAUUGAAGACAGUAAAGUUUAAUGCAAAACCCGGAGUGAUUGAUUCAAAAGGGUCAUUCAAUGACAAGCGUAAAAAGAGCUUCAUCUUUUCACGAAAAUUCCCAUUCUACAAGAACAAGGAGCAGAGUGAGCAGGAAACCAGUGAUCCCGAACGAGGACAAGAAGACCUCAUUCUUUCCUAUGAGCCUGUCACUCGGCAGGAAAUAAACUACACUCGACCUGUGAUUAUCUUGGGCCCCAUGAAGGAUCGGAUCAACGACGAUUUAAUAUCUGAGUUCCCUGACAAAUUUGGUUCCUGUGUGCCUCAUACUACGAGGCCAAAGCGUGACUAUGAAGUGGAUGGCAGAGACUAUCACUUUGUCAUUUCCAGAGAACAAAUGGAGAAAGAUAUCCAAGAGCACAAGUUUAUAGAAGCCGGCCAGUACAAUGACAACCUGUACGGAACCAGCGUGCAGUCUGUGAGAUUUGUCGCAGAGAGGGGUAAACACUGUAUACUUGACGUAUCAGGAAAUGCUAUCAAGCGGUUACAAGUGGCCCAGCUCUAUCCCAUUGCCAUCUUCAUUAAGCCCCGGUCUCUGGAACCUCUGAUGGAGAUGAAUAAACGUCUAACAGAAGAACAAGCCAAGAAAACUUAUGAUCGAGCAAUUAAGUUAGAACAAGAAUUUGGUGAAUAUUUUACAGCUAUAGUCCAAGGAGACACCUUAGAAGACAUAUAUAAUCAAUGCAAGCUUGUUAUUGAAGAGCAGUCUGGGCCUUUCAUCUGGAUUCCCUCAAAGGAAAAGUUAUAAGUUAGCUACUGCGCCUCUGACAACCACAGAAGAGCAUUUAGAAGAACAAAAUAUAUAUAAUAUACUACUUGGAGGCUUUUAUGUUUUUGUUGCAUUUUAUGUUGGUUUUUUGUUUGUUUGUUUCUUUUGCAGUCAAUGUGAAUUCUUAUGAAUGUACAACACAAACUGUGUGAAGCCAUGAAGGAAACGGAGGGGCCAAAGAGUGGGACAGAAAAGACAUUGCAGGAUGCAGGAAGGCUUUGGUUUGCUCAAAGUGCCAGGUGUAGGGAUGAACCUCUGUCAGGCUUUCUGCCCAAGAGACGGACAGCCUCCUCACCCCAGAUGACCAGCGCUGAUUUAGCUGCUGAGCUCUCUGUUUUGUUUUUUUUUUGCUUUAAACAACAGUUGCCAGCACUCGAACCUCACCAACCUUCCCAUUCACCACAUCUGUAAAUUGGUACACUCGAAUUUUAUAACUAUGCAUAUCCUUUGAUUUCUUAACAAGAAAAAUGUACCUUUCGAGAUGACAUGGUAUCAGGGAAAGAUAAGUGCGUAGUUGCUUUGACCACCAUCUGCAAAGACAAGCUUGCCAUAAGAUUCACAAGAGUACGGAGGACUGACCGCACUAAGAGGAGGGGAAUCUACCUGGGAUUAGCUGUAUGACGAUCGAUGGUCUAUUUUGCCAUUUAUAAACUGAAAGAAGGCACUAAAGAUGAGAAUAAUUUAUACAAUAAAAAUAUAUUAAAUGUAUAGAAAUGAAUUCUAUAGGUCAAAAAAGUUUUGUGAAAUAUUUUGUAAAGACUAAUUAACUGGAAGAUUAAAUGAAUGCAGUCUCAGCAGAUGAUCAAGUUCCACCCCUGAAAGUUGCACUGUCCCUUGUGGCCAAUGCUUGGUAAGAACACCCACCCAAGUUCCUCCCAGAGUCCCACACAGACUUCGCCCUCACGAACCUCCUGUGACCUCCCUUCCACACGAAGGAUCCACUCUCACGGAGCACACACCUUCAUGAGGGGUUUUGGUUGUUUUGUUUUUUUAAGUUGAUGACUUCUCAGACCUAGAGUCAAGCGAAGGAUAUUCAGGAAAGUUUUUUGCUUUUCUCGGGUUAAACCACCUGGGCCUGCUGUGCAAAUAGUUGAAUAACUCUUAACAGAUACGUAUAUUGACAUACCUUUCUUAACACAUCUUUUAGUAUUUUGACCAACCUGGAGCAGUGAGCAUUAUGAUGUGUUGGUCUCACAGAAUAACUGAGGAUUUUAGGGCAGUCAGAAAUAGUCUACAGCUGCGUGGGAAUCUGUUCCAAGUAACACUAUUUUUGUUGUUGAGGAAGAUAGAGAAGAGACUUUCCUGUUUAGGGGUGAGGGGCGCAGACUUGUUUCUGUGUGCGGGGGCAAAGAGAAACGCCAAAAAAAACAAAAAACAACUUGGAGCUCAAUCAAUUGAACAGCCUUUUGUGGGGCUGUGCCUGGACCCAGUUUAUUUUUUAAACAAGUACAAUAAUGAUGAUUUCAAAAAAAACCUCCCAAAGCCUACAAACUGAACCAGAAGAGUUAGUUCCACACUUUAAAGCCACUAUCAGCAUUGCUUCUGCCCAAGGUGUUUAGGGAGAGACACUACAGUGAUCUCAAUAAUCACUCAACUCUGGGUUGGAUGCCUGCCCAGACUAAGCCCCAUCGCCUUAUUUCUGGGGUAUAUCCAGACCUGGCAGGGAUUCUGCCACACUGUGCAGCAAACCAGCAUGUAGGCUGGGGUGGGAGAGCAAGAUAGAGCCGUCAGUAGUGAUGGGGCUUCUUCACAGUAGGACCAUCAGAACUCCAAUAGAUGGUCUCUUCCCAAAACAAGGAUUGGUCAUCUUACACAAAAUAUUAUUGCCUGCCUGGUUACAGUCGACAAAACAAACCCCACCUCACCCCCACCCCCACAAUGGAUAAUCACACACCUACCUACAGUUUUGAGGUUGCCUUUGCCAACGGAAGGGCUAUCGAAUGUAUUUUUCCUUGGAUGAAAGUGAAGUUUCCAGAAACUUCCUUGGAGUGCACAAAAUGGAAUGGGUGUUUCCUGGUCUGCAAUGUGCCCAUUUCAGGUCAGGGCCUACUUUCAUCAAAAUUACUCCCGGGCGUUUUAUGCCACCAGAAUGCCAUUCCGGACUCCAGCUCCUAUUUUUUUGGCCACCAUGAUAACUUCUUUGGUUUCUCCACUGAGCAUGCAACCAUUUAUUCAAAGGACUGUCAUUAAUGAGUAGAUGUUUUCGCGGUCGUGUGACGUGCUUUCCAUAUACUAGUAUUGCUGUGGCUGAGUACAAUCAAGUUGAACCACCAACCCUUGGUUUUGUAGUAAUAUAAUUAUUUAUUUUCCUAGUGUAGAUGCUUCCAGACUAGAAUUGGCAUUUGCACUGAUUUUUUAUGUAGAUUUAUAUAAAUAUAUAAAUAGACAUAUAUAUUUGCUUGAAGACUCACCAGGCCCCUUGGUGAGAGGGUCUUUUGCCUCGAGCAUUUACACCCCCAUCUGUCGUGUUGUCCUGCGCUUCCCCGCGUUGAGGUCUCUGGGGCUCCAAUGGAUGACUCGGUGUGUUUCACAAUAAAUCUGACAACUUGUGUAGAAAAGGCAUGGAAGUUACCCAGAAUACAUCUGGUGCACAUUUACUUGGGGCCCGGGGGCCAGACUGGUGCUAACACUGCAAACUUUGUCCGGAGCUCUCUCCAAUCUGAAGGCUUGCUGGGGGCGCAAUGUCACCUUCACAAGCUGGGCCCUUUCGAAAAAGUGCCAGAUCGUGUCACUGGUGCUAUUUUUCAUGCUCUGGUACAAUGUGUAGCACCACGGGGGGUCUCAGCUUUACCAAAUUCGAAAUCCCCUAUGUCAGCUCACGGCCAAGACACUUGUUUUCUGCUCUCCUCCUACAGGAUUGGUUGGCCACUGCUUUGCAGGCCUGUCCUCCAGCCCCAAGGGGGAGGGUUGGCCAGAAGGGCUUAGUAGGCCCAUCUUUGUGAAGCCGCGUGCAGGUGCCUCUGUGCGCUGUCUGUGAUUCUACUGCCAGCCCUUCGGGCUGUGCGCCGGUGAGAAGCCCUCUACCCGCCUGUUCUCUUUCUCAUUCUUGUCCUCGGUUCACCCCUUGCAGUUCUACAUUUCCUUUCCAUAUGCAUUCUAUCUUCUCGGACUGCUCCUUUCGCCUCUUCAUUCUCGUUUCUGAUUUGCUUUUCCCCGUUGACUUUCUUCACUCUCUCUUUACUCUCGCCAGUUUCGCUCUAGUCUCGGCUCUCUUCUUUGCCCUUCCUAUUCCACUCUCUGCUUCCUUUCUCUCCACCUCAGAUAGCUCUGCUCACCUCCUCUUCCAUAGUCUUAAUUUGCUUCUGUCCUAUAAGGGCUCCUGGCUGAUUCAGACAGCAAGUCCGUGAAGUGGACUACCGACACAAAUAUUUGGGGUCACCGUUUCACCUACACAGCCCAGAAAGCAAAGCUGAGCGUGAGGUCAGACGUGGAGGCAGCUCCAGCCCCCUCACCGAGCCAGCCUGCACCGCUGCCCCGGGCCCUGCUGCCCCGGGUGCCAGCCUCUCUGCCUGAGUGCUGGUCCACAGUGAGCCCGCUCCCUAAACUGAGCCCUGGGCCCUGGGGACGCUUCCUCUCAUCCAAGGCAGACAGUGGCUCCAACCAUUAUCCUGACAGCCAACUUCUUCCGUGCGCAUUGAAGCCAGGCCAUCGCCUUGGUUUGGAGAGAGACAUUACCCCCGUCCAUUAGCUUUCCUUUUCCCAUGUUCAUGCGAAGCCCCUUCUGCUUUUACAGCUGGUGACUGCCGGCUCCAAUUAAAUGGACUCGCUGGUGGAAUACCAUCUCUUUUUACCUGUCUUGGUCCUCCCUAAACUCCUACAAAUAUAUUUGAGCCAAGAUCUCAGGCGAGUUGCUAAUAUUUCUCGUUUAUGAAUGUGUCAUUCCGAGGGGAAGACAAAUAAAGGAGGAGAAUCCCUGCCUCCUGUGAAAACUGAUUUGACAGAAUGACAGAAGUCUGUGCGUAUAUGCACUUGUGUGUAUACAUGGUAUCUAUGGAACGCAGAUCAUGUACACACAGAUUGUAUUAGGUGUGAAUGAAGGUGGCCAGAAACCCACACAUAUACUCCGGUCUGUAAAUACCCUUCCUCACUGAAACCUGUGCUUAGGCAACAGUUUCUUGUCCAGUUGUGCGGUUUCUUGGAACAGCUGAAGACAAACUAAGGCAGGUGGACAAUUUCGGCACAGGUCAUCUCAAAGCCAGAGUACAGUAUCUCCCUUGCGACUCAUGAGAACAGAUGACCACGCUGACUCCCAAUGGGAUGGCAAACUUUUCUCCCCUCCUGUUGGAAUUUGUGUUUCCUAUGUGUGUCCUACCUUCUGAGUGCACCAGGCUACACCCAUUAGAUCCUUGAAAUCUAACAACUUUGUGCUUCUCUCCGACAGGAUGUUUCUUACUUGCGCUGUGGUGCAGGCUGGGAGGGAGGGGAGCUAUUCUCUGUCUGGGCUGGGAGUUUACCGAGACUGCACAGCGUACACUCCUGUUACGUGUAAAUAUUCAACACUUCCAUUCCAUUUGUGUAAAAAAUAAAGCACACAUGAUUAUAAAAUCAAGAUGUAUAUUUCA